Molecule: messenger RNA, 1143 nt
Organism: Ylistrum balloti
Lineage: Eukaryota; Metazoa; Mollusca; Bivalvia; Pectinida; Pectinidae
Product: beta-1,3-galactosyltransferase brn-like
Exons: 1
Coding region: 1-1143 (380 amino acids)
Cellular component (GO): membrane
Molecular function (GO): hexosyltransferase activity; UDP-glycosyltransferase activity
Source: RefSeq, a predicted model, not a curated record
AUGACUUUACGGAAACCACGGAGGAAGAUGAUUAUUAUAUCAGUACUUCUGUUUAUGUUUGGAAACAUUAGUCUGAUAUUUGAGAUGGGUUUGGUUGACGAAUCCAUCAACCGUAGAAAACUCAACAUGCAAAGCAAUGCAUCACAUAACGUGUCCGUAUUCCAACACUAUCCCCUGGACAUAGAUCUUAAACACGUUGUUGAUGAAGUGAUUUUAUAUAAUAAAAGCAUUAUUUAUACACAAAUUAAUCCAUACAGCUAUCGAUAUCUUCAUUCAGCCAUUCCUUGUGAUUUUACACGCGCCAGAGAUGAACGUUCCACAAUCCUAAUUGUCGUGAAAUCUCAUGUGCUCCACACUAAUCAAAGACUCGCUAUCCGACACGUAUGGAAAGAUGUACGUGACAGUCAUGUUCGGCUUGUAUUUCUUCUUGGAACAUACAGUUUAGACGGUGAACAGUGGCGAGUUGAAAAAGAGGUCAAGCUAUAUGGCGAUAUUGUGCAGGGAAACUUCAUUGACAAUUACAAUCACAUCACCUACAAAGUCCUAAUGGGUCUGGAUUGGAUCAACAGGCAGUGCACACAGGCAGAAUUGUUGUUGUUCCUAGAUGACGAUUUCUACGUAUAUCCUACUAAAAUGUUAUUGUAUUUAAGAAGUUUAUCAAACCAUAACCAAACAUUUAUCGGGAAAGUUAACAAUCAUCAGCAUAUCAAGAAUAGUUCAACGAUACGAAAAAGACUUAAAUUGAAACAUGUUUCUUUUAAUGAAAUCCCGACCUACGUUAACAGUGGAUCGUAUGUUAUGUCACAAGACACUGCUCGCAAAUUUUAUACAGCCUUUCCGUUUGUUAAAUACUUUGAAAUAGAUGCCAUCUAUUUGGGAAUCAUUGCACAAAAACUCGAUGUUCGUCCACAGCAUGAUGUUCGGUUUGAUACCAGUAACCCACAGGCAUUGGCAUUUGAAUGUUCUCACUAUGCUCCAAGACUAUUGAGAGGUGACUGUCCCUUAGCUGGACGACGUCGAGAUUAUCUUUCUGUUGUACCUAGCGUGACAGCUAAGGUUGACACGUUCUGGGUACGACUCCAGUUGUUACCACGAAUCAUGAAAUCUGCAGCUAAACAAAUUGUCCAUGCAUUUGUUAAAUAA